CGCCCCCAAGAUGGCGGCGGCCAUGCCGCCCCCCGCCGCCGCCGCCGCCGCCGCCGCUCGGGGCUCUCCCGUCGCUCUUUAACGGCGCCGCCGCCGCCCCCGGGGCUUUUUCCCCGCGGGGCUUUUUCCCCGCGGGGCCUCCCCGAGCCCUCCCCGCCCCCAGCGCGGCCAUGGACGGGCCGGGCGCGGCGGCGGCGGCGGCGGCGGGCGCGGGCCCCGGGGCCAGCAACGUGCCCGCGUUCCUGAGCAAGCUGUGGACGCUGGUGGAGGACCCCGAGACGGACGCGCUGAUCUGCUGGAGCCCCAGCGGGAGCAGCUUCCACGUCUUUGACCAGGGCCAGUUCUCCAAGGAGGUUCUGCCCAAGUACUUCAAGCACAGCAACAUGGCCAGUUUCGUGCGCCAGCUCAACAUGUACGGAUUCCGGAAGGUGGUGCACCUGGAGCAGGGCGGUUUGGUGAAGCCGGAGAAGGACGACACCGAGUUCCAGCACCCGUUCUUCCUGCGCGGGCAGGAGCGGCUCCUGGAGAACAUCAAACGCAAAGUCACCAGCGUGUCGUCGCUGAAGCCGGAGGAGGUGCGGGUGCGGCAGGACAGCGUGGCGCGGCUGCUGGCAGACAUGCAGGCCAUGCGCGGCAAGCAGGACAGCCUGGACUCACGCCUGCUCAACAUGAAACAUGAGAACGAGGCUCUGUGGCGGGAGGUGGCCAGCCUGCGCCAGAAGCACGCGCAGCAGCAGAAGGUCGUCAACAAGCUGAUCCAGUUCCUGAUCUCGCUGGUGCAAUCCAACCGGAUCCUCGGCGUCAAGAGGAAAAUCCCCCUGAUGCUGAACGACGGCGGCCCCGCACAUUCCAUGCCCAAGUACAGCCGACCCUACCCCCUGGAGCACCACGGGAAUUCCGCCUACACCGCUCCGGGCCCGGCGCUGCUCGCGGCCGACCCCUCCCCCCCCCGCGGCCCCGCCCGCGCCAUCGCUGACGUCAUCGAUGACGUCAUCGCCGACGGCCCCGCCCCCGGACACAGGAGCAGCCCGCCCAUCCGGAUCAAGGAGGAGCCUCCCAGCCCCACCCCCAGCCCGCAGGGGGAGGAGCCCCGGAACGCCGGGAAUUCCGGGAAUUCCGGGAAUUCCGGGAAUUCCGGGAACGCCGAGACCCCCCUGUCCCCCUCCACCUUCAUCGACUCCAUCCUGCGGGAAAACGACUCCGGAGCCGCUCCCGGGAAUUCCCAGGGCCCGGAAAAGUGCCUGAGCCUCGCCUGCCUCGACAGGUCGGAGCUGAACGAGCACCUGGACUCGGUGGAUUCCAGCCUGGAGAAGCUGCAGGCGCUGCUCAGCUCCCACGGCUUCAGCAUGGACAGCGCCCUGCUGGACCUCUUCAGUCCGGCGGUGGCGGUGCCGGAGGUGGCGCUGCCGGACCUGGACAGCGGCUUGGCCAGCAUCCAGGAUCUCCUCUCCAACCAGGAGCAGCAGAAACCCGCCGAGGCCGAGCCCGGAGCCGGCGAUUCCGGGAAGCAGCUGGUUCCCUGCACGGUCCAGCCGCUGUUCCUGGUGGAUUCCAGCGCCGUGGACGUCGGAUCCGCGGAUCUUCCCAUCUUUUUCGAGCUGGGGGAGGGGCAGUGCUUCCCGGACGGGGACGAGUAUCCCGAGGAGUAUUCCCGGGAAUAUCCCGAGGAGUAUUCCCAGGAGUAUCCCGAGGAGUAUCCCGAGGAGUAUCCCGAGGAUCCCGCGCCCCCGGACCCGGCCGGGUCCUAAAUCCGGGAGCGGGACAGGGACAGGGACACGAUCCCGGACACGAUCCCAAAAAGGAUCCCAAAAAAAUCCC
This is a messenger RNA of Taeniopygia guttata (zebra finch), 1818 nucleotides long. Lineage: Eukaryota; Metazoa; Chordata; Aves; Passeriformes; Estrildidae. The record is from RefSeq and is a predicted model, not a curated record.